Colletotrichum acutatum is the source of this 3486-nucleotide messenger RNA. RefSeq lists its product as uncharacterized. The transcript is spliced from 3 exons. The record is from RefSeq and is a predicted model, not a curated record. Bases 1 to 3486 code for a protein of 1161 amino acids. Lineage: Eukaryota; Fungi; Ascomycota; Sordariomycetes; Glomerellales; Glomerellaceae.
AUGCCUGGAGGCAGUGAAGACGGACGAGCUUCCGUUCGCUUCUCAGGAGUUACAGAAUCGUCUCCAAAGCCUCAAGGUCCUGUGAUACCUCCUGUCAUUCUCGACACCAGGAGAACCCCUCCGCGUGAUGAAACGACUGCCCCCUAUAUCACCAUCACCGACGCAUCAUCAUCCACCCAGCAUCAGAUACCCGCACGCCAAUCUGGACGCAACAGUCGCCUCGUGAGAAACUCUGCUCUCGCACCUUCGUCGACACAACCACCUCGCAUCUUCACGCCCGCUCGAGAAAUCUAUGUUUCCGAAUCAUCAUCGCCCAGCACCGCAUCAGAGGCCUCCGACGUCGAUAUGGUCGACCCAGAACCCGAAGAUGCCGAUGCUGUUGCUGCCACUGCCACCGGCAACGACGCGGAGACCUCUGAAUACCUCCGCAGCCAACCCUACGACAGCCGGUGGCUCAUCAACUGGUUCAAGCAAGACCCCGCCACAACGGAAGAGGACCUGCGCAUGAUCGACUACAAGGGCUGGCGCGUCUCCGCGCCCAAAGUCCAGCUCGCCCGCAUCAAAAAUUUUCUUGCGGACGAGGACAUUGACCGCACUCCCGACUGGGAGCGCAAUUUUGCCGAGAUUUACGAGUUCCUGGAGCACUGCAUCCGCAUGGACGGCGUCACCAAAAAGGACUGGUACGUCGACGUCCGCGAGGCGAUUGCCAUGCUGCGCACCCACGCGCUGUUCGAAGAGCACCACUACGGCAAAAAGAAGCUCGUGGUCGAUUUUCCUAAAAUCAGCACCGUCAGCACGCGACUGCCGCCCUUACUCGACGGGCGCGACAUCGUCGUCGAGAAGAGGGCCAGGGAUCCCGUGCGGCCUCGUUACCUCUUGCACCGCGUGCCCGAGUCCAUCCAGGACGUCGACUACCAGAUCCCCGGACCGCUUCUGCGGAUGGCCUUUCUCAAGUGGUUCCGCGAGGACGGGAACCUCGUGUGGUCCACGGACCCGAACAGCGACGAGACGCUCGGCUCGGGAGAGCGCGGAAAGAGAUUCGGGUACGAGCCAGACUUCAACAUGGCGCUCACGGAAGACGAGUGGUUCAACAAGUGCAUGACGGGUGGGCCCGAGACGACGUCGGCCGAGCUCCACGGCGAGGCCAACUUUUACCUCCUCAUGGACGAGUACGUCGGCGGCGAGGUCAACACGUACGAACACGAGGGUAAGACGCGCAAGUUGCAGAAAUUCUACCCCGAGGGCGAGACGCAGCAGCGCUUCGCCCGUUUUCGAGGCGCGAAGCGCGCGGCGCUGCAACAGUGUCUCUCGCAUUUCAACAGCGAGGAGAAUGUCGCGCUCGGGAGUCCCUUUCGGAAACUGGUGCUGCCGCUGACCAAGAGAGAGAAGGCGUCUGCGCUGGCUGAUGCGAAGCGGGAUAUCAUGUACAAGCCUCACUCGGUCAAGGCGCCGCCGCCGGGGACGAAGCUUGACCCGCUUGGUAUCACGUACUGGCAUAAUCAGAUGCAGGCUGCCCAUCGCGAGCGCGCGUAUACAUUGUGGAAGAAGACGGUGCGUACCCACGAGAAGAUGCUGGAGGAUAUGGGGAUCGACAAGGACUCGGUGAGGCUCCCCGAGCAGUUGUACGGCCCCGUGACGCCCUGGAACUUUAUGAGGAAGAGCGAGAGGAGGGUGCUCAUUGACUUUCAUCACCUGCGCACCCUCCGCGAGAAGCUCACGAGUGCGUACAAGAAAGAUCCGCGGGAGAUGCUCGAGGGUGUGAUCAAGAACAUCGAGUACGGGCUCCAGGGGGCGCCCUCGUGGGACAUGGAGGAGGUUCUGGCCGUCCACCGGGAGAAGAACGGCGGACACUGCCGCCCCCUCAAACGUUGGGAGGUGGAUUGGCUAAAGUUUGUCUGCGGGCCCUCCACAACGGUUGUGGCCCAGCAGUCGGUGCUCCCGAAGCUGGGGCGCGAUUUUGACGUGUUUGUCGCGCGGAUGCAGACGUUGCUGGACGAGCCGAGCCAGGAGUGUCUCUUUGCGGCGCAGGAUCGCAAGAAGACGCUGCAGCAGGUUGCCGGGGCUCUCAACGCCGGAAUUCGAACGGGCGACUAUUUCUUCACAGAUGAUUUGGUGAAUAAGUAUAGUAAGGUGCUGGCCGAAUAUGGAAGACUCACCUACGAACGCUCAGAAACUGGCGAGGUCUCAAUCAGCCGACCCAAAAACGACUGGCACCCAGAACACCGCAUGAACUGGGAAAUAGGCACCGACUGGGCCCGAGAAACGGACUACAACAAGACCUUGUACCACCGCCUCAACGUUCCAAACCCAUUCGUCACGUGGGAAUGGCCCUCGGCUUUCGCAAAGGUGGACGAGAUCAACCUGACGCGCACGCUGACAAAGGAGCUCCUCUGGACCCUCGGCUACCGCCUCGGCGUCGAGCUCGCUAGGUGUGCCGUGAACCUCCCAAUCAUAAAUCAGCGCCUCAACCACGGCAACGACUGGGAGUACCGCAAGACGCAGCUGCAGGAUAUCCUGGGCAUGUGGGGCAGCAGCUUCUCGCGAGACCGGCCCGGCGAGGAGGACACGGUCACGCCGCGGGUGUCGUACAAGAGCGUCGUAAAGGCAGGCGAGCCGCAGACGUGGACGGAGGAGAUGACAGAGGACGAAGCGCGCGAGGUCGUGCGCAAAGGCAUCAUAGACGAGCUCUCGCGCGGCCACGGGACGCUAUGGCCGAGUAGGCCGCGGUGGUUUCUCCGGCGCAAGGAUAACAAGCGCUUCAUGACGCUGCACCGCGAGCGGAUCUGGGACUGGGCGUCUCCGGGGGUGUGCGGGAAGAAGAAGCGGCAGUUCUUUUCGAUGAACCGGUGGCCGGUGCACCUGCAGAGCAGAGAGCGGCAGGAAGAGAUCAGGCGGAGCGUGACGGACGAAGGGGUGCGGAAGCAGGCCGAGGCCGAUAGGCUGCGGACGAAGAUGGCGAGGCUCGCGGAGAGCGUGAGGCCCACUGCGGACGAGAUUCGGCAGGCGCAGAUGGCGCAGAUGCUUUCUGUGCCGUAUCACGUUGGCGACGACCGGAGGACUGAGUUUUUCCCUGGUGUGACGGAGUACUGGGGCGGCGAUACCGAGUCGCAGAGGCGGGAUCUUGAGAGGCGUGUGGAGGCGAUGAUCAAUGAAGAGCUAUUCCCCAACGACGGCAUUGCGCCUCGUGGAACGGGAUGGGUCAGUCGUGAGACAGUUCAGACGCCCAGCACUGAAACCCCUGAAGUGAUAGAAAUUGAUCCGGACUUGGUGCCGAGAAGCGUUCCGGCGCGGGCCCCCUCGGGGCGAAGGACGUCGGCAGCGGGUGGGGCGAGUGCGGAGGAACUUCUGCCGGCGCCGGUGACGGGCCGGCAGUCGCUGUUCCCGCCACAGCAUCCACCGCGGCGGAGACGAGUGCGAUUCAACGUCGCGGCUCAGGAGGAUAGCGAUACUGAGAAGCAGGCUUCGUUGGUUGUUGGUUGGGUGUAG